AUGACCAAUUCUUUAUCGCUGGAUUUUAAAAGCUCUGCAUUGCUUAUCUCUUUAGUUCUUGUUCCCAUCGUCAUCCUUUUCGUUGCCGUGGCUGUGGCCCUUUCGUGCUCGGAACACUGCAGCUAUCGGGUGACCAGACCCGCUUGGCUGGAACGGCUCCUCCGUCAGAGACGCGGAUACAGAAAGAAGAACCGGUCCGAUCUCGAGGGCGGCAACAAUACGCAGGGGACCGAGUCAUCGGAGUCGCCGCUCGAGUACCAAGAGCCCGUUCAAAGCCGAGAGCAGGUCUAA
Molecule: messenger RNA, 291 nt
Organism: Penicillium subrubescens
Lineage: Eukaryota; Fungi; Ascomycota; Eurotiomycetes; Eurotiales; Aspergillaceae
Exons: 1
Coding region: 1-291 (96 amino acids)
Source: RefSeq, a predicted model, not a curated record